Molecule: messenger RNA, 1625 nt
Organism: Oreochromis niloticus (Nile tilapia)
Lineage: Eukaryota; Metazoa; Chordata; Actinopteri; Cichliformes; Cichlidae
Gene: pmpcb
Product: peptidase, mitochondrial processing subunit beta
Exons: 13
Coding region: 68-1519 (483 amino acids)
Cellular component (GO): mitochondrion
Molecular function (GO): metal ion binding; metalloendopeptidase activity
Source: RefSeq, a predicted model, not a curated record
AACAAAGUAAGUCGUCAUCUCCGGCGGAUGUUGCGUCAGCAGAACGGCACCGUUACAGAUAAACAAUAUGGCGGCGUCCGUACAGCGCCUCACUUCUGCUGGGAGAUUUUUCUUACAAAGACAUUUACUGAAGAAGAAUUCAAUAAUCAGGUUCACCGCUGGACCGUACAGACUCUUGGCUACUCAAGCUGCUCACCAGGUGGCGCUAAAUGUUCCCGAAACCAAGGUGACUGCUUUAGAGAACGGACUCCGGGUGGCAUCUGAGGACUCGGGGCUCCCCACCUGCACAGUGGGCUUGUGGAUAGAUGCCGGGAGUCGCUAUGAGAACGAGAGAAAUAACGGCACAGCGCACUUUCUGGAGCAUAUGGCAUUUAAGGGCACUAGGAAACGCUCUCAGCUUGAUCUGGAGUUGGAGAUCGAGAACAUGGGGGCUCACCUGAAUGCCUACACAUCCCGCGAGCAGACUGUUUACUAUGCCAAAGCUUUCUCCAAGGAUCUUCCGAGAGCUGUGGAGAUUCUGGCUGACAUCAUCCAGAACAGCACGCUGGGAGAGGCGGAGAUCGAGAGGGAGCGAGGGGUGAUCCUUAGAGAGAUGCAGGAAGUGGAGACCAAUCUGCAAGAGGUGGUCUUUGAUUAUCUGCAUGCUACAGCGUACCAGUCCACAGCACUGGGAAGAACCAUCCUGGGCCCCACUGAGAACAUCAAGACCAUCAACAGAGGAGACCUGGUGGAGUAUAUCACCGCUCACUAUAAAGGACCCAGAAUAGUGUUGGCUGCUGCUGGAGGUGUUUGUCAUGACGAGCUCAUCGAUUUGGCCAAGUAUCACUUUGGAAAACUUCCCGGCAGACAUCAAGGCGAAGCCCCGGCUCUUCCACUGUGCCAUUUCACAGGAAGUGAGAUCCGAGUGCGUGACGACAAAAUGCCGCUCGCUCACAUCGCCAUCGCCGUAGAGGCUGUCGGAUGGUCUCACCCCGACACAAUCCCACUCAUGGUAGCCAACACGCUCAUUGGAAACUGGGACCGCUCGUUUGGUGGAGGCGUGAAUCUGUCCAGUAAGCUGGCUCAGAUGGCCUGUCAGGGGAACCUGUGCCAUAGCUUCCAGUCCUUCAACACCUGCUACACAGACACAGGCCUCUGGGGACUCUACAUGGUGUGUGAACCCAGCACCAUCAACGACAUGAUGCAUUUCACUCAAAUGGAAUGGAUUUCUCUUUGUACCAGUGUGACGGAGAGUGAGGUAGCUCGGGCCAAGAAUCUGCUCAAGACCAACAUGCUGCUGCAUCUUGACGGAUCCACCCCAAUCUGCGAGGACAUCGGCAGACAGAUGCUGUGCUACAGUCGCAGGAUCCCUCUUCAUGAGCUGGAAGCCCGGAUUGAGGCCAUCGACGCCAACACCAUAAAGGACGUGUGCACCAAAUACAUCUACAACAGAGCUCCUGCCAUCGCAGCAGUCGGUCCAAUCGAACAGCUGCCCGACUACAACCAGAUCCGCAGUGGGAUGUUCUGGAUGAGAAGCUGAGGAAGUGGACAAAUGCAAUAUUUAAGUCGUGUCACGUUAUUUUUUCCUUCUUUUUAUUAUAAAAUAAAGACCAACACAAUAAUGUUAAAAUAACAGAUUCUAUUAA